Molecule: messenger RNA, 853 nt
Organism: Haliotis rufescens (red abalone)
Lineage: Eukaryota; Metazoa; Mollusca; Gastropoda; Lepetellida; Haliotidae
Exons: 4
Coding region: 117-827 (236 amino acids)
Source: RefSeq, a predicted model, not a curated record
GACAACCAAGGGCGCGCGCUAUUUGGAAACACGUCUGUCAAGACACUCGCAUGGGAUUUCGGGGAUUUCUUAUGUAAACUUCAGUUACAAGAACCUGAUAGUUGUGAAAAAUCACAAUGCGUCGCUCAAAACUACCGCCGCGAAGUUUAUAUCCUUUGAAGAGCACAAGUCCAUCUCUGGACACUGAGAAGAGAGAUGACAAAUUUCAUCAAUCACAGCUUCCACCAAUCAAAGACAAUUCUUUUCUGUUUGCUCCACCUCUUGGCAGACCAGAGUGUCCUCAAUAUGGACGCCGAGCACACAGGCUUGCAAAUGGGAGAACUGAUCCUCUAGGCCUUCAUCCCAGCAAGUAUCAGAGCCAAGCCAUGGCAUCAGCUGCACCCAGCCUCACAUCACAGACUCCCACCCCCUGGGGAACUGACGAGCCAUUCCGCUGCUGCAAGGAUUUCCUGGAACAGAAAUCAUCUACAAAUGUCCGAGCAAAAAUCCAACUGCCGGACAUUCUGGACACCAGGUGCCAGAUGACCGGCGGCCACCUACGCAUCCGGCCAGCCAAUACGGAUCUGCUGAUCCUCAAUGAGAUCGAGUACAACUAUGAGCCUGCUGUUGUCCCACGCAAGAUCUCACCAGAGUUUUCCGCAAUCAAUGGACGAAGACUGCGAAUCAAGUCCCCAAGGAUCCGCACACAGCUCAGCCGAGCAAACUCGUACCAUACCGAUGUGGACUCCCAGAAUAUCCACAGUGGCAACCAAUCGAAGGCCACACGAUCGGGAACUACAAACUUGCCUCAUCUGGACCUGCUGCUGAAGAAGAGGCAUCUCUCGUAAUAACUUCUACAACUAAAUUUGCAGCA